This is a messenger RNA of Sciurus carolinensis (gray squirrel), 4257 nucleotides long. It is a transcript of the gene Pde4b, whose product is annotated as phosphodiesterase 4B. The record is from RefSeq and is a predicted model, not a curated record. Gene Ontology annotation, molecular function: 3',5'-cyclic-AMP phosphodiesterase activity; transmembrane transporter binding. NCBI's taxonomy places the organism in Eukaryota, Metazoa, Chordata, Mammalia, Rodentia, Sciuridae. Gene Ontology annotation, cellular component: cytosol; nucleus; perinuclear region of cytoplasm. Gene Ontology annotation, biological process: signal transduction. Bases 129 to 2306 code for a protein of 725 amino acids. The transcript is spliced from 15 exons.
AACCUUGGACCCACAGCUUCCCAAAUUAAAGAGUUUGCAGACUUAUCAGCCUUUUAACCUGCAGCAGUGUCUCUGCUAUGUUUGAGGGGUUUGCUUUGGAUGGUGAAAGCUAGCAUACCACACAAGACAUGACAGCAAAAAAUUCUUCAAAGGAACUUACUGCUUCUGACUCUGAGGUUUGCAUUAAGACUUUCAAGGAGCAAAUGCACUUAGAACUUGAGCUGCCGAGGCUACCGGGGAACAGACCUACAUCUCCCAAAAUUUCUCCACGCAGUUCACCAAGGAACUCACCAUGCUUUUUCAGAAAGUUGCUGGUGAAUAAAAGCAUUCGGCAGCGUCGUCGCUUCACUGUGGCUCAUACAUGCUUUGAUGUGGAAAAUGGCCCUUCCCCAGGUCGGAGCCCACUGGACCCCCAGGCCAGCUCUUCCUCUGGGCUGGUGCUUCAUGCCACCUUUCCUGGUCACAGCCAGCGCAGAGAGUCCUUUCUGUACAGAUCAGACAGCGACUAUGACUUGUCACCAAAGGCGAUGUCAAGAAACUCAUCACUUCCAAGCGAGCAACAUGGCGAUGACUUGAUCGUCACUCCCUUUGCCCAGGUUCUUGCCAGCUUGCGAAGUGUGAGAAAUAACUUCACUCUCCUGACAAACCAAAGCUGUGUUGGGAUGGUUCUAAUGGGUCCUGUCUACUUCCCUUCCACGCCUAACUACAUGUCUGUGUGUUUGUUUGCAGAAGAAUCUUAUCAAAAAUUAGCAAUGGAAACGCUGGAGGAACUAGACUGGUGCUUAGACCAGCUAGAGACCAUACAGACCUACCGCUCUGUCAGUGAGAUGGCUUCUAACAAGUUCAAAAGAAUGCUGAACCGGGAGCUGACACACCUCUCAGAGAUGAGCCGAUCCGGGAACCAGGUGUCUGAAUACAUUUCAAAUACUUUCUUAGACAAACAGAAUGAUGUGGAGAUCCCAUCUCCCACCCAGAAAGACAGAGAGAAGAAGAAGAAGCAGCAGCUCAUGACCCAGAUAAGUGGAGUGAAGAAACUGAUGCACAGUUCAAGUUUAAACAACACAAGCAUUUCCCGCUUUGGAGUCAACACUGAGAAUGAAGAUCACCUGGCCAAGGAACUGGAAGACCUGAACAAAUGGGGCCUUAACAUUUUCAAUGUGGCUGGAUACUCACACAAUCGGCCCCUAACAUGCAUCAUGUAUGCCAUAUUUCAGGAAAGAGACCUCCUGAAGACAUUCAAAAUUUCAUCUGACACAUUUGUAACCUACAUGAUGACUUUGGAGGACCAUUACCAUUCUGACGUGGCAUAUCAUAACAGCCUGCACGCUGCCGAUGUAGCACAGUCAACCCAUGUUCUUCUUUCUACACCAGCAUUAGAUGCCGUCUUCACAGAUUUGGAAAUCCUGGCUGCCAUUUUUGCGGCUGCCAUCCACGACGUUGAUCAUCCUGGAGUCUCCAAUCAGUUUCUCAUCAACACAAAUUCAGAACUGGCUUUGAUGUACAAUGAUGAGUCUGUGUUGGAAAACCAUCACCUGGCUGUGGGUUUCAAACUGCUCCAAGAAGAGCACUGUGACAUCUUCCAGAAUCUCACCAAGAAGCAACGUCAGACACUCAGGAAAAUGGUCAUUGACAUGGUUUUAGCAACUGAUAUGUCCAAACACAUGAGCCUGCUGGCCGACCUGAAAACAAUGGUAGAAACAAAGAAAGUUACAAGCUCAGGCGUUCUCCUCUUGGACAACUAUACUGAUCGUAUACAGGUCCUUCGCAACAUGGUACACUGUGCAGACCUGAGCAACCCCACCAAGUCCUUGGAAUUGUAUCGACAAUGGACAGACCGCAUCAUGGAGGAAUUUUUCCAACAGGGAGACAAGGAACGAGAGAGAGGAAUGGAGAUUAGCCCAAUGUGUGAUAAACACACAGCUUCUGUGGAAAAAUCCCAGGUUGGGUUCAUUGACUACAUUGUCCAUCCACUGUGGGAGACCUGGGCAGAUCUGGUACAACCCGAUGCUCAGGACAUUCUGGACACAUUAGAAGAUAACAGGAACUGGUAUCAGAGCAUGAUACCCCAGAGUCCCUCCCCACCACUGGAUGAGAGAAACAGAGACUGCCAGGGUCUGAUGGAGAAGUUUCAAUUUGAACUGACCCUUGAAGAGGAGGAUUCUGAAGGACCUGAAAAGGAGGGAGAGGGCCACAACUAUUUCAGCAGUACAAAGACACUUUGUGUCAUCGAUCCAGAAAAUAGGGAUUCACUGGGAGAGACUGAUGUAGACAUUGUGACAGAAGACAAGUCUCCGAUUGACACAUAAUCUCCCUGCCCGUGUGGAGAUGAACAUUCUACCCUUGACAAGCAUGCCAGCUGUGUGGUAGGACCAGCCCAUCAUCAGGGCAAGGCUUGCACAGGACAAAGGUCACCUGACCUUUCCAGUUACUUGAGUUUGGAGCCAGAAUGCAAGGCCAUGAAGCAAACAGCAGCUCAGGAAUCCCGUGGGUGACUUGCCUGGCCUGCACGCUUGGUGGAGAGCUGAAGCUCUAUGUGGUAGUGAAGGCCAGUUCCCAUCUCGACUCAAUGGCUUGAAAAUGGAAGACACAAAACUGAGAGAUUUCUCUGCACUAAGUUUCGGGACCUGUCCCGACAAGUGACUGAACUCACUGACUAAUACCUUCAUUUAUAAAUCUGCUCACCUGUCCCUUUGUCUGCCAACCUGUGUGCCUUUUUUGUAAAACAUUUUCAUGUCUUUAAAAUGCCUGUUGAAUACCUAGAGUUUAGUACCGACUUCUCCACAGAUAAGUGUUCAAAGUUGACAUAUACUUUUUUGACUCUUUCUGGAAAAAAAAAAAAAAAGAAAAAAAAGGAAAGAAAAUAGUCUUCCUUCUUUCUUGGGCAAUAUCUUUUGCUUUACUGCAGUUCACUUUUGCAAACAGACAGGAAGGACACGGCUCUGACCACGUUCUUCCUUCCCCUGUUGUCUAGUCCAACUCCACAGUGGCCCUUGUAACCCAGCUCUGUUUGCCUGCUUCUAACAGUAGUUUUUUCUCUGGGGUCUCACUGUUUUGCUCUAAACAGAAUAGCAUAGAACAAAAUAGGGGAUGGGAAGGGGUGGCUGUAUUGUUCACCAUGUCAGCCUGCAUAGCACUCAGCUUAAUAAGGCGGUGUGCCCGUGUGUCCUGGAGCCUCUGUGCCUCUGCAGAUUGCACAGUCCCGUCCUCUUCUCUUCCUCCUCCCUUCACUCCAUGAUGCCGUUCUCCAUUUAACGCCGCCAUCUUGCUCUUGCACUGCCUUCUGCACUAACACCUCCAUUCCUGUUUAUAACCAUGUAUUUAUUACUUAAUGUAUAUACUGUAAUGUUUUGUAAGUUAUUAAUUUAUAUAUCUAACAUUGCCUGCCAAUGGUGGUGUUAAAUUUGUGUAGAAAACUCUGCCUAAGAGUUGCGACUUUUUCUUGUUACGUUUUGUAUUGUGUACUAUAUAACCCAAACAUGGCUUAAGAGAGACACAGGCCCCUCUGCAGAGAGCACAGGGAUGGGCCUUUGCUAGGAGGGCCUGCCUCUCCCUGUCUGAGUUGCUAAUACUGCACAGCCCCUUUAUGAACCGGUUUUGCAAACAGGAUUCUCACAUUCGAUACUAAAAGGUUUAUACUGAGCUUUUAUUUUGUAUAGUUUGAUAGGGGUAGGGGGCAAUGGGAUGUAGUUUUUACCCAUGUUCUAUCCAAGUCUGUGUAUGCAUGAGUUGGGUUAUAACCGGUUUCUACUAUAAUUGUGGCUUCGGUUCAAAAAGCAACACUACAUUUGCUCACAGACGAUUCUUCUAGGUAUUCCCAAACUACUGACUUUGAAGAGCUAGCCUCCUACCUGCCACUAAGCAGGAAUGUCAUGUUCCAAUUCAUUAUGAAAGAAAACGAUAAAACAAUGUGAAUUUUUAUAAUAAAAUGUGAACUGAUGUAGUAAAUUAUGCGAAUGUGAAGCUUCUUCUGAUAACACUUGUUAGCCUCUUCCUGGUGUCAGUUUCAGUUUGUAAAAUACAUUUCAUGCUUCGGUUCAGCCUUGUGACUCAGUAGUUAAAAAAAAAAAGUGGCACAAAUGUGCAUGACCAAUGGGUUUGUAUGUCUAUAAACACUGCAUUGUUUCAGGUGGACAUUUUAUUGUUUUCAAGUUUCUCACAAUGUAUGUUAUAGUAAUAUUAUUAUUAUAUAUUGUGCUCAAAUGCAUUCCUAAGAGACUUUUAUAUGAGGUGAAUAAACAAAAGCAUGAUUAGAUUAGA